Messenger RNA from Morchella sextelata, 258 nucleotides. RefSeq lists its product as uncharacterized. Bases 1 to 258 code for a protein of 85 amino acids. The transcript has a single exon. The record is from RefSeq and is a predicted model, not a curated record. Lineage: Eukaryota; Fungi; Ascomycota; Pezizomycetes; Pezizales; Morchellaceae.
AUGACAGCACUGCGCGCCCAGAUGAUUAUGCUAAAAGCACAAAGGGAGUACCUACAAACUAGCUACGACGAGGUUGCAUCUGAACUUAAAAACCUCGCUUCCGCUGAGCUUGAGGGCUCCUCCCAGAAAGAUGCAGCAUGGAUGAGGCUACUUUUGGAACAGGUCAAGUUAGUGUCGGAGAUGUUGGAUAUUGAUGCUGAAAUUAAGUGUGUGGAGUUUGAACUGAGAACGGAACCAGAGCAGGGUGAGGAUUGGUGA